This is a messenger RNA of Arabidopsis lyrata subsp. lyrata, 326 nucleotides long. RefSeq lists its product as uncharacterized. The transcript has 3 exons. The coding region runs from base 1 to 306 and encodes 101 amino acids. NCBI's taxonomy places the organism in Eukaryota, Viridiplantae, Streptophyta, Magnoliopsida, Brassicales, Brassicaceae. Gene Ontology annotation, biological process: protein stabilization; negative regulation of apoptotic process. The record is from RefSeq and is a predicted model, not a curated record.
AUGUUUGCUUUUCUUAGAGCAUCAGCAGUGGCACAAGCAGUACAAGCCAUAUUGAUUUUGACUGUAUCACUUUCAACCUACCAAUGGUUCUGGAAGAGAAGAGUUAGAAGCAAUGGAGGGAGCAGAGAGGAAGCUGGGGCUGAGAUAGCGUUAGAUUCAAAGGACUUGCAGCAACAUAGCAAAGCUUUCGACAAGCUCACCGAUCGUGUCGAGGAUCGCCAGCUCGAUUCCUCUCGUGUUCAAUCGGCUAUGGCUACAAUUGCUGCUUCUAGGAAGGUUGAUCUAAAUGCUAAGAGAUUAAGCUAAAAACUCUUAGAUUUCUCUCG